AUGUAUGAAGAGUUCACAACAAUUGUUGAGCUAGGAUACGAAGCACCUGGAACAAAACUUGAGGUUCGUGUUGUACACACAUGGAUGCCACAAAUCCGUACAUAUGAAACUUGGUUUCUGGCAGUCAACAAACAUGGAGAUGCAAUACAAAUUUUGGGACACAAUAAAGAUCGAGGAUACAUACAAUCUGUUUUUAAACUUUCUAAAUGUUACACGAUUUCCAAAUAUGCACGUGGAGAACUAGACUCCUUUCAAGAAUGGAUGUAUACGUUGUUGUUGGGACGACUGCUUCAAUCAGUGCUCUCCCAGACACGAGCACGAUUCCUAGAAAUUGGUUCCACUUCAUUACCAAAAAACAAAUACCGGACUUUAUUAAUCGCUCCCCAAUCACUAUCCAAAGAAAAUGUCAGCUAUGCAAUCAAUCCAACCUCUUUGAUCACAAUAUCUGGCCCGUUAACAUUGUUGUUCGACAUAAACAAGAAAAGUCGUGGCGAGCUUCUGGAAAGGACAUUUACUAUAAAGGCAUCCAUUGCUAAUAUGACAUUUAUAGACACCUGA
Lactuca saligna is the source of this 558-nucleotide messenger RNA. The record is from the annotation of a GenBank genome assembly. NCBI's taxonomy places the organism in Eukaryota, Viridiplantae, Streptophyta, Magnoliopsida, Asterales, Asteraceae.